ACUUUUUGUACACAAUCCCGUGGUCGUCACAUGACAGGUGUUUACCUAAGAAUCAAAAUGGCGGCGGCUCCAAGUGAGGGACUCACCAAUCCAGAGGCUAUUUACUACGAUGUGGAUCCAAAACAGGUUUUUGCAGUCCGGCUGUUUGGAGCUGUUACAGGUGUCAAUAUUCUGUUGGCAGUCAUCUUUGUCUUGGUGAAAGCACAUGAGAAUCCACACUUCUAUCUACUGGUUGUCAACUUGGCUUUGAGCACCUUGAUUGCAAUACUCUUGGCAUGGUGGUAUCGCAGAGGGCAGUUGAGUGCAGACAAGCACUGGUACAUGGCGCUGGUGUGUGCAGUUAUCCUCCUGCAGGCCAUCACGGCUGACUUGUAUGUUUUUAACCACGUGGUCGUGGCCAGCAAGCACAGCGUGUUCCCUGCUACCAAUGUCAGCACAAGUACAGCUCCUACUAUAAAACCUCCCGGGUAAUUACAGUUAAACAACAAACACAAAGUUAGUGGGUAACUAGAUCAUGAAAGAUCAAAACCAAAAGUUCUGCUGCAGUACC
Molecule: messenger RNA, 550 nt
Organism: Branchiostoma belcheri (Belcher's lancelet)
Lineage: Eukaryota; Metazoa; Chordata; Leptocardii; Amphioxiformes; Branchiostomatidae
Exons: 6
Coding region: 31-471 (146 amino acids)
Source: RefSeq, a predicted model, not a curated record